AUGCCCAUAGUGGACAAGCUGAAAGAAGCCCUCAAGCCUGGGCGGAAGGACUCUGCUGACGAUGGCGAACUGGGCAAGCUGUUGGCUGCUUCCGCCAAGAAGGUUUUGCUGCAGAAGAUCGAGUUUGAACCAGCCUCCAAAAGCUUCUCCUACCAGCUGGAGACGCUGAAGAGCAAAUACGUCCUAUUGAACCCCAAGACAGAAAACCCCAGCCGACACAGGGGCUCUGAAGAGGGACCCAUCCGGAAGCAAGGUGCGCCCCUAUUCUGGGGGGAAUGGUUCUGUGGGAAUGGGGGUGCAUGUGUGCCCGGCCUCGCUGACUUCCCCUGUUCUUCUUCCUCUCUGGCAGGCAGUGAGCACACCUUGGGAGGAGAUGGAGUUCCAGCCCCGCAGAAGGUCCUCUUCCCUGUGGAGCGCCUCUCUCUGAAAUGGGAGCGGGUGUACCGUGUUGGAGCCGGUCUCCACAACCUGGGCAACACCUGCUUCCUCAACUCCACCUUGCAGUGUCUGACGUACACCCCACCUCUUGCUAAUUACCUGCUUUCCAAGGAGCACAGCCGCAGUUGUGAGUGUGGGGUGUUUGGUUGCAUGUGGAAUGGCUGGUGCCCCUUGGCAAAGCUUGCAUGUCGUCUGUCUCUUUUCACUUAAGAGUUGCAGGUAGCAAAGGCUUCAGCAGCCUCCUGCUUUUCAUCUGAGUGCCACUCUGCUGAGGCUUUCAUGAGAGAUGGGCCAGGAACAGCAAUGCAUAAUGCUCAGUCCUUAAUGGUGGUAAAACAGGAGCACCACGGCUAAGAAACUGAACUGUGAAUCGCAGUGUUUCUGGUUCAGAUUUUGCUGUGCCAUAAACUGACCUUUGGUCAAGCUGUUCCCUUUUAACCUCAUCCUCCCCAUCUCUUGUAUGGCUUUUAUAAUGCCCCAAACUACCUUUCAGGGUUGGGAUACACAUUAUAAAAAGACAGUGCAAGUGAAGUGCUUGUGACCACUUCAAGCUGCUGUGCAGAAGCUUAAGUGUUACUAUAACCCUUUGAAGCCACUCCAAAAUCCUGCACAAGAGAAAUUGGACCCUCAUCUUUCUGAGUCUUGGUUUUCUCACAGCCACAAAAAAAUCAUGUUCUGUUAUGCUGCAAAUCUGCAUGUUUUUCAUUGGAAAGAACAUUUACUCCAUGCAAGGGCUAAAAAAUUUCUUAUUCCGUCGUGUUCCCCUCUUUUCAGAAAUUGUCUCAGGGUUUCAGCGAGGGGAGAAAUUGAAACAUUUUGGUUUGAAGCCUGCUUUUUGAAUGGAUUUCUUGUAUGAGAAAAUGCUUCCUGGGAAUUAUAGUAUUAAAAAAUAUGCUUCCACUUGGCUGUGUUUGGAGAGAGGGGCUUGAACGAUGGAGCAUUAUUUGGCCCUUGUUUCCCAUGUUGUCAAAGUCUUGGGGCACCCCUUGUGACAAGAGGGGGCUGUAUUGUGCCCAGCCACAAGAAAGGGGUUGCAUUGUUAUGUGAGCUUGAGGAGGGGGUUCUGCUUGAAACAUGGUGCUGGUGGGAUUGGGAAAAGAUGGUGUGUGGAUCCAAGGUCAAAUAACAGGCAGUGCGCCUUGUCCCCUCCACAGUUCUGCAGCUGGCAGUUCCCUUGCAGCCCUGUGCACUCAUCCUUGCAGUCAGGGCCUGGGAGGCUGUGCUAACAGCUGCAAAGGAGCAGAGCCAGCACUUGGUUGCACGAGAACUGCUGCUCUAAGCAUCCGACUCAUCCUUGUUAGAGGAGCGCUGACUCCUAGUUAGGGGAGUGGACCUGAAUGGAGGGAGGCGGGUGGACAAAAGAUGUCCCUCCCAAAAAAAGGGGAGGGAUGAGGAGGAACUGUUUGGAUUAGGGCAAAUACUGCUUUGCACCUACUUGCCGGCUUGUUGUUCAGGCUUGAGAAAUUUCACACAUGGCUGUAGCGUUUUGGUUCCCUGAGCAUCUCAGCCUAGUGGACUGCAUUUCUGUGUACUUUAUGAUGUGCGUGCAAUGGGGCUAGGAAACUAUUCCCUGCAUCUAAGUGGUCUGUUCAUGUAAGCUAUUCUAGCAAGGGGUUGUUGAUGCUGUGACCAUGGAGGAGAUGCCUGCACAAGCGAUGGGGAUCCUGUGCCCCUCCAAAUAAUGUUGGGCUCCUAAUCCCAUCAGCCCCAGCUAGCAUGGUCAGGGGUGGUGGGAGCCCAACAGCAUCUGUGGCCCCACAUGUUCCCCACCCCUAGCCUACAGGUAAGUGCAGGCUCUGCCCUCCACUUCAAUUUGUGCAUUGAUUAUAUCAGUGAGUAGCUUUCCUUGUCACCUUAAAUUGCCUCCAGCAGAGAAGAGGCAACUUUUUUCUUGAUUGCGUAUGCAGCUACUUCUGCAGAUGGUUAAUCAUGAAGCAAGAGCGGUACAUGGCCCUCAAUGCCCGCUUUUCUCUUUCGUUUCCUUUGUCGCCAUUGGCCAGCAGGUUAUUUAUUUAGUAAUGGCUGCCAAAAUGCCCUUCUCCUGGGCUGAGCUCUACUCAUGGGUUUUCUGGCUCUGUGAGAGUUGCUCCGUCAGACCUUUGUCCGGUGCAGCCUUUGCAUGAAUUCAUUCCUGAUCUCUUCUCUUGCAGGCCACCAGGGAGGCUUCUGCAUGAUGUGCGUUAUGCAGAAUCACAUGAUACAGGCUUUCGCCAACAGUGGCAAUGCCAUCAAGCCGGUGUCCUUCAUCCGAGAUCUCAAAAGUAAGCAGCUGAGGGAGCUUUGUUUUGAUGAGGUUGUACAGUGCCGUUGUGAUGCAUCUCACCAGUACAUACAGGGAAAGGGGCCAAAGAUCUCUUUGUUUGAAGUGUUGACUGUAGAUCGUGUGUGUGUGUGUUUGUAUACGCAUGCCAUACACUGCAUUGAAAAAGCCAGGUGCGCAGAUCUCCCCAUUGUGGAGCUAAGUCUGAAGACGUGGCAGCUGGGCGUGCAGAUAAAUAAAUACAUAAAUAGAUUAGAGCUAUUUCUGGCGCUUCUUUCGUUUCUUUUAACCAUCCAACUGAGGUUGCCGGUAUUUAAGAAACUACGAAAGGGAGAUUGAAAUGCGCUAUAUGCUGUCCCCAUCAGCAUUUUGCUUAGUUAUGUUGAGUUCUGCAGAAUCUAGAAUAGUUUGAGGUUGUGUGCGCGCACGCGCUAAUAAGCUUCAUGUAAUUCCUGUGCCCCGGUCAAGUGUCAGCGAUGCCUGUUACCUUGGCAUGAGCUUGACCUGUGCUGGGCGGGCAUAGGAAGCCAAACUUCAGAGUCCUUUUCCUCCGUCUGGCAGAGAUUGCUCGUCACUUCCGCUUUGGCAGCCAAGAGGAUGCUCACGAGUUCCUGCGCUACACCAUUGAUGCCAUGCAGAAGGCCUGCCUCAAUGGUUACACCAAGUAUGCACAGCUCCCUGUCUCUGGGGUUGGGAGGGUCAGGGCCGUACUUUUCACUUGGUCGCAAAGAGAUGGGCAGGUGGAGAUCUUGCCACCUUCCCCUGUUGUGUAAGCAGCAUCUUGGAAGCAUGAACCUUCACAGGUGGAAUGUGGGUGGGGGAAGGGGGGGCAUGCUGGGUAAGUCACCACUCAGCUAACGGUGGCUGCUUCUCCUUUGCCCAAGGAAGCAAAAGCUAGUAAUCCUCCCUGGAGAGGAAAGCCCUAAGGGCUGCUUUUGUGUCCCUGCCACUGUUGAGGCCCCAUAUUGCUUCAGGAAGGUGUUCUCCACUCUCUCCUUAACCCUUGGCUGCUUUUCUUCCCAGGCUGGACCGCCAGACCCAGGCUACCACAUUGGUGCACCAGAUCUUUGGCGGCUACCUCCGAUCUCGUGGUGAGCACAGCUUUAGCCCGGUACCUUUCACGCCCUUUAGGCUUGAAGCGUUGACCAAGUCCUAGUGAUAACUCUACAACUCCAGCUUUUCCUUCAUUGCCCAGCUGCGCUUCUGCAAUGCCCACCUGACUUGUGGGCGCACACAGCUGCUGAUGUCCCAAUACCGGGAGAGUUUCCUGUGGGCUUCCUUUGGCCUCUGCCCAGGUUUUGAAGAGGAUAUUGGGAAUCGGGGGAUUUAGCUGCUUCCCGUGCUGGUUUUGCUAGCUGCCGAGGUGGAAGCGUUGAUGUCUCGGAAGUCCCGUCGUGAAAUAUGACCUUGGCAGGCAGCUGAGGCCAUGAAGAGUAGGCAAGCAACUGUUCUGCUUUCUUUGCAGUGAAAUGCUCCGUGUGCAAGAGUGUUUCGGACACUUACGACCCCUUCCUGGAUGUGGCUUUGGAGAUCAGGGUAUGCCAGUGUUAAAUCAACGCUUUCCCAUUUUAUUUCUUUUCCAUGGUAGGCCUAAAGAGGGACAUAAGCCGGCAGGGGAUUUGCAAAUAUGAGCAGAUUCAUGGUGCUUUCCUACUUAUACAUGAGCGCUGCGUGUAGGGAGGCAUAUAGCAUGCCCUGAAGUGUAGCGAGCAAGUGGCAUAUAGGUACUCGGUUGCCUGUGCACGGCUGAUGUAUAGAAAAUGAUAAUAAUGAUGGGGUGGGGUGGGGAACCUGUUGCCCUCCAGAUGUUGCUGGACUUGCCACCCAACAUGGCCAAUAGUGAGGGAUGAUGGGAGUUGGAGUCCAACAAUAUCUGGAGGGACAGAGGUUCUCCAUACACUGGGCAGGAAAAGAAAAUGGCAUCCCAUCUAAGCUAAGCUAACAGUAGCCGGGGAGGUAAUGGGUGAAUAGAACCACUUCCUAAAUAAUAAUAAUAAUAAUAAUAAUGUAUUAUCUAUUAUUUAUACCCCGCCCAUCUGGCUGAGUUUCCCCAGCCACUCUGGGCGGCUUCCAAUUGAGUGUUAAAAACAAUACAGCAUUAAAUAUUAAAAACUUCCCUAAACAGGGCUGCCUUCAGAUGUCUUUUAAAGAGAAGAUAGCUUCUUAUUUCCUUCACAUCUGGAGGGAGGGCAUUCCACAGGGCGGGCGCCACUACCGAGAAGGCCCUCUGUCUGGUUCCCUGUAACCUCACUUCUUGCAAUGAGGGAACCGCCAGAAGGCCCUCGGCGCUGGAUCUCAGUGUCCGGACUGAACGAUGGGGGUGGAGACGCUCCUUCGGGUAUGCAGGACCAAGGCUAAAGAACUAAAGAGACAUCAUUAAUAAUAAUAAUAAUAAUAAUAAAUAAUUAAUAAUUAUUAAUAAUAUAAUGAUGACAACAACAACAAUUUUAUUGUUUAUAUGCUGCCCAUCUGUCUGGGUUUCCCCAGGUGCUCUUUUCAGAGCUUACCUGAGUGUAGGUAUAACCUGAGCUUUGGUGUGAUUUCUGUAUGAAUGUCCCUUUUCUGUUUCUGAUUACAGCAGACUGCCAACAUCGUGCGGGCAUUAGAGUUGUUUGUAAAGGCUGACGUGCUAAGUGGAGAGAAUGCCUACAUGUGUGCCAAGUGAGUUGCCUUCCUCUUGACCUAUCCAUCCCUCCUGUUUGGCACCUUUUCUUUUGCAUAAUGACGCCUUUAUUUAUUUAUUUAUUUAUUAUUUAAAAAAAACAGAAGCGUAUUUCUAGAAUGGAAGUGCUAACUUAUGAGGUCAGGCAAAUAUGUUCUGCUCCACAGCUUCAGUAACUGCUGACUCAUGCUUUAAAAAAAAAAAUCUGUGGGAAAAAGAAAAGGGAGGGGACUAGGCUCACCUCUUAGCUAUUUCCAAAGUGAUGAAUUGGGUUGGUGGUGGGAAUAACGAAGCAGAAGAGAAGUUUGGGUAUGUAUCUUCACAGUGUGUGGUGUGUUUUUUAAAAAUUUGGUGCAUCUGCCUUCUACAGUGGUACCUCAGGUUACAGACGCUUCAGGUUACAGACUCCGCUAACCCGGAAGUAGUACCUCGGGUUAAGAACUUUACCUCAGGACGAGAACAGAAAUCGCAUGGUGCCAGCGAGAGGCCCCGUUAGCUAAAGUGGUGCCUCAGGUUAAGAACAGUUUCAGGUUAAGAACGGACCUCCAGAACGAAUUAAGUUCUUAACCCGAGGUUCCACUGUACUUGAAACCAAGCCAUUUCCCUGAUGGUUUCAAGGCAGCCUGCAGGGCAAAGGAUGCUAGCUUCAAAUGCAGGGAAAGACUUAAUAGCCUUCCCCACCCCCUGGUCUCAUGAGGCGGCAAUUGUGCAUCUGCAUAGCAGGAGGGAAGUUCUCAGGGCAUCCCCCAUUUUCACUGAGCCUUGCAAGGAGGAGCCAGACUUUGUUGAUCUUUCCUCUUCUCUGUGCCAGGUGCAAGAAGAAGGUGCCAGCCACCAAGCGCUUCACCAUUCACCGGGCAUCCAACGUCCUCACCAUCUCGCUCAAGCGCUUCGCCAACUUCAGCGGGGGCAAGAUCUCCAAGGUGCGUGGCGAUCUGGAAAGCGGGGAGGGGGCACAAAGACAUCCCUACUCCCCUGGAAGAGGGUUUGGAGGAGCGCUCGUGGCUGCUGUCUUUCUGACCUUUUAAGGGUCAGUAUAAAAAAGAAAGUGACAGAACCGAGAAAUUACACAAAACAAAUGAAAUACCGUGAAAAUCCCUGAAACAAGAAGUAAUCGACUAGAAAUAUUAUCUUAUAAAAUUAAACUAAAUAACGAAAAUCAAGAAGUUUAAGAAAAAAAAUAGAAAAACCUAGAAUUGAACAAAGCCUUAAUGGGAUACCAGCUACAAACCUCAUUUCACUGAACUAUUCAGUUUCCUCAGCAGGAAAUAGAGAAAUCAUAAACCUUAAAUGACCAAAUUCAAAGAAAGGGGGUAAAUCUCCUAAAAAUUCUGAAGUACUAUAAUCCUAGCUGGACCUAGGUGAAGCAAAGUGCAGUAAUAAAGGAUUGAGGACUCAGAGGUACAGUUUCUAAAACUGAGUUUACAAAAGAGGUUUGAAAACCUAAAUGGCAAGUUUUAGACACAGCCCAACUUGAAGAAAGCCAAGCACAGUAAUAAAGAAUUGAGGACUGAGCUGUGAAAAUUUUUGUAUUGCCUUUACAAAAAGGUUUAAAAAACAAACAAAAACAACCUAAAUGGACAAAUUCGAAGAAAGGAAUACAAGAUAAGCGGUUUUAGAUUUUAAACAAACUCAAGAACAGGGCUGAAAAGCUCCCAUGGUCUAGAUGUUACUGCUGAUGUUGAAGACUGAUUAUAGUACUUUAGAUUUUUUGGGAGAUUUACCCCCUUUCUUUGAAUUUGGUUAUUUGAGGUUUAUGAUUUCUCUAUUUCCUGCUGAGGAAACUGAAUAGUUCAGUGAAACGAGGUUUGUAGCUGGCAUCCCAUUAAGGCUUGGUUGAAUUCUAGGUUUUUCUAAUUUUUUCCUUAAACUUUUUGAUUUUUGUUAUUUAGUUUAAUUUUAUAAGAUAAUAUUUCUAAUUGAUUACUUCUCAUUUCAGGGAUUUUCAUGGUAUUUCAUUUGUUUUGUGUAAGGUUUUUUAAGGCUGGCUUUCUUAAGAGCGUAGAAGUCUCCAAAAACUGUCAGCCUAGGGACCACUUGUGUUUCCUGGAUCAGAUGCUGCCUUUGUUUUCCUGUUUACGCACCAGCAUUCUCCGCUAAGAGGCAGACUCCGAGCGGGUGGGACAAAUCCCCAUGGAUGCCUUCCCUUUUCCCUUGCAGGAUGUUGGCUACCCUGAGUUCCUGAAUAUCCGCCCCUACAUGUCUCAGAGCAACGGUGAUCCUGUCAUGUAUGGCCUCUAUGCUGUGCUGGUACAUUCAGGAUACAGCUGCCAUGCGGGGCAUUACUACUGCUACGUCAAGGUGAGUCCUUUCGUCUGUUGUCAAAGGGCAGCCUUGGCAGCGGAGAGGGGUGCUUUGCACCCCAGGCUGUGGGGUGGUAAUGUGAAGCAUUGGCAAGCAUCAGUGUGGAAGGCUGAACUGCGUGAAUGCUCUAAGUGUGUCUAGCUAUCUUGCUUGGAAUUCCUGCUAUCUCACUGCUGGCAUUCGGAGUGGCCAGGCUUUUAAUGCUGCUUUCUCCAGAGGUUCAACAGCAAAGAAUCUUGGUGAUUGCAGAUGGUGCAUCUCUGGAGCUCUGAUGUUCAUGUCCAAAUGUUAUAAGUUGGCUGGAAGUUGUAGGAGGCAGCCUGCUGGAAAAACAUUCUCUCCAGCGGGUGCAGAAUGCCACAGUGAGACUCCUUACAGGGUCCUCACUGCAGGAUCACAUUCACCUGGUGCUAUACCACUGGCUCCCGGUGCAGUACAGGAUCAGGUUUAAAGUGCUGGUUUUAACCUUUAAAGCCCUAUACGGCCUAGGACUCUCGUACCUAUGGGACCGCCUCUCCUGGUAUGUCCCACAGAGAAACUUACGGUCUUCAAACAAAAACAUCUUGGAGGUCCCGGGCCACAGGGAGGUUAGGCUGGCCUCAACCAGAGCCAGGGCUUUUUCGGCUGUGGCCCCGAUCUGGUGGAACGUUCUGUCACAAGAGACUAGGGCCCUGUGGGACUUGACAUCUUUCCGCAGGGCCUGCAAGACAGAGCUGUUCCACCAGGCCUUUGGUCUGACCCCCUCCUUUGGUAAUCCUCACAGAACUCUAGCCCAAUGGUUGCCAUUAAUUUGAUUUUGAACUGAUGUUAAAAUGAAUUGAUUUUAGAAUGCUGUGUUACUUUUAUUGUUGUUAGCCUCUUUGAGCCCGGCUUUGACUGGGGAGGGUGGGAUAUAAAUAAAUUAUUAUUAUUAUUAUUAUUAUUAUUAUUAUUUUAUUAUCUCUAGCACAAGAAUUAUCCAACCGUUUAUUGACCUAGUUGGCAUUAUUCCUACCCAUAGUAGCCAGCUAGAUGGCAAAGGGGAAGUUUAGAAGUGGGGUAACUAACCUCCCUAGGGUUAUUCUCCAGCUCUUGGUAUUGUUAUCAGUGCAUGUGGAUGUUGGAUUCCUGGCUAUCAUGACUUGCAGCCACUGGUACAUCUGUUCAUGAAUUUUGUUUGUUUCCCAAAUUUGGGUGCCCAGCUGUUUUUGGACUGCAGUUCCCAUCAUCCCUGACUUCUGGACUUGCUAGCUAGGGAUGAUGGGAGUUGUAGUCCCAAAACAGCUGGGGACCCAAGUUUGUGAAACAUUGACCUAGUCCCUUUUUCCGAUGGAGCUUAUGCCUACCUUUGAUGGUGUGGAGUGCUUCUUCCCCUCCUGCCUAACGCUACCCUUCUGUGCUGUGUUGUAGCUACAAAUCCUCCUUCCUAUCCCAUUUUCAGGCUAGUAAUGGGCAGUGGUACCAGAUGAACGACUCAAUGGUGCAUUCGAGCAACAUCAAAGUUGUCCUCAAUCAACAGGCAUAUGUGCUUUUCUAUCUUCGGUAAGUGGGACAUGAUAUGGGACCUGCCGUUGGCCACCUCUCUUCAUGCCUGUUUCUUGGGGUGCCCUUCAAUCCACCCGUCACCUUUCUGCUAAUCAAGUGGAGUGGAGAGGAGCAGAAGUCCAUUUUUUUUUAAUGGAGGGAGAAGCAGGCUGGGGUGAACUGGGGGCGAUGAUAAUAACACGGUUGUUGCUAAUGCUGGGAAGCACCCUUGCCAUUCUUAACCUGUCACUGUUUUAGCAGGGUCCCCACUACUUCUGCUGAUGUCGUUUCCUUUUCAUGUUGCUGUGCUGUAAUCGCUAAAUAUCAUCUCAUGUAAAUGAUCAAAAUAUGCAGAGGGAAGCAGAGUCCCUGGCAGUGGUGCACAAAUAGUAAAUAGCAGUGAAAAGCCCAAUAAUAUGUACCUUUUAUAAAAGAAACUCUAAAAACCAAGUGUGUUUAGACCAGAGGUCGGCAACCUAAGGCCCAUGGGGAGGUCUGCCGGGGAGUAGACUAGCCCGGUCUCAAAAAACGUUGCCAACCCCUGGUUUAGACCCUCUUUCAAUAAAGUCUUUCUCUGUGAUAAAAUGUACAUCAAUGCUAAUUUGUAGCCGCUCUGCCAAACUGUUCAAAGGCCAAUAUAUACUAGAAUACAAUUAAAAAAUAAUAAUCUUGCUAUUCAGUUUUUGCACUGCCCUUUUUUGUUGAAGUCUUCAGUUUAUGAAUGAUCUCACACCAACAUCUGUAGAGGUGCGGUGUUUUUCCGUUGAUAAUUUGUAAUCAAUAAUAAACCCUGGUGUUACAUUUUCAUGCAGUACUUCAAAUGCUGCAACAGUUUGUAUUGUACUCUUGCAUGCUGUCCAUUGAAUGAUUUGAGGGCCCUAUGCAUUAGCAAUGUACAAUCUAUAGCUGGCAAAGGGUUACAUAAGUCGAGAUGUUUUUGCGUUUUAGAUAUUCCUUUGUGUGCAUAUUGUUUUCUGUUGGGCUUUUUGGGUUGUUUACUGUUUUAUGGUUUAAAGUUGUUUCCUUAACUUCUCUAUUUGCUUUCCUUUUUUAAAUCUAAGACCAAACAAAUACUUCUGUAUUCUUUUGUAUUUGUAAACUGUAGCGCAGUGGUAGGGAACCUCAGACCUGUGUCCCAAAUUAGGUGCUCCAGGACCUUCCCAUUUGGCCUGCAAUGUGGCUUUUUUGGGAGGGGAGGGGGGAGGAAGCCCUUCUCAUCACUUCAUGCCAGCGCAUAAAUGGUGUCGCUCUGGUGUCAAAUUCCAAAGAAAUGCUUUAUAGAGCACACUAUAAAUGUGUGUUAUAGUUGUUAGGGUACCUGAUGUCAUUGUGGUGUCUCUGGUGACUGAUAAAUGGGCAGCCCUGCCUACCCGUCGGAAUGGAUUGCAGAGGGUGCCCCAAUUCUUGGCCCGGAUGAUUUGCCAGAUCCAAAAUAGGCUCACCUUGGCUCAUCAGCCACACCCAGUUCCCCACCUUGGCUGUAAUGUAAUCCUUCAUACUGAAGAAGGUUCACAGCACCUGCAUUCUCUUGCCAAAGAUCAUGGCUUUAAUCCCUGCCCUAUUAAACCUUGCUGCCUUGGUUGCAUGAUCCUGCUCUGUGCUGGGAACCGGAUUGUGCAGCCAAUGCAGGAUUGAAAGCUGUCCUAUCAUCCAUCAGCUGACAACACCGGUGACAUCAGCUGAUGGGCAGGUGGGUGUGGUUUGGAGGAAAUGGCCUCCCUGAGCUAAAUUAGUCCUGGUGCGCCAAGAUUGGCCUAAGAGCUAGAGGUUCCCCACCCCCCUGGUCUGAAGAGUAGGGUGACCUCUAAAAAUAGUGAUAGCGAUAAAGUACAAGUUCCUCCUUCUUCUUCCCCCUUUUCAAGGAUCCCAAGUACCAGGAAGAAUUCUGAGGGGACCAUCUCCAAAAGCACAUGCCCUGCAUCCAACCGGGCAAGCAUAGUCUCCGACCACAUGAAGAAAAGCAUGACCAAUGGUGCCCUUGCGUCACCGCUGAUGAGCAAGGUGAAUAUCUGCAUAGUCCGCCUGCCAUCCAGAAUUUCCCACCGUCGGAACUGUGUGUACUUUGAACUUCAAAAGGAAAGGGAAAAGUCUUAAGCUGAGCAGUGCAGAUUCUGGGCUGAGGAGAAACAAAACCCAGUGAUCUGAAAAAACAACCCCAAAGUAAAUUGAGAGCGAGUACCCUGAAGCUCUCUUCAGCUACUGAAAAAUAUUACGCAGUCUCCUCUUUGGCUUGGUGACGCGGUUUCAGGUUAAGAAUAGAACUCUGGAAUGAAUUAAGUUCGUAACCGGAGGUACCACUGUACUGGGGGUGGGUGGCGCUGUGGGUAAAACCUCAGUGCCUAGGACUUGCCGGGUGGCGCUGUGGGUAAAACCUCAGUGCCUAGGACUUGCCGAUCGUAUGGUCGGCGGUUCAAAUCCCCGCGGCGGAGUGAGCUCCCGUCUUUCAGUCCCAGCUCCUGCCCACCUAGCAGUUCGAAAGCACCCCUAAGUGCAAGUAGAUAAAUAGGUACCGCUUUGUAGCGGGAAGGUAAACGGCGUUUCCGUGUGCUGUGCUGGUGCUGGCUCGCCAGAGCAGCUUCAUCACGCUGGCCACGUGACCCGGAAGUGUCUCUGGACAGCGCUGGCCCCCGGCCUCUUAAGUGAGAUGGGCGCACAACCCUAGAGUCGGACACGACUGGCCCGUACGGGCAGGGGUACCUUUACCUUUUUACCCUGAAGCUCUCUUCAGCUACUGAAAAAUAUUACGCAGUCUCCUUUUUGGCUUGGUAUGUUAUCCGCACACUUUUCAUCAGCAGCCAUAAGUGCAAGUUUUUUUGGUUUUUUUGGGGGGGGGGAAUUGAACUUGAAAGCAUACAAAUGCACUGCAGCAGGCAGGCAGACAGCCCAAGACACUUAUGAAUAGUGGGGAGUGUACUACAAAAGAUUGAUGAAAUUGUUGGGUUGAUGCUUCUGAUGCAGUCACAAAACUGGCAUUUUGAGUGUUAAUUUGUGGAGGAACUAAAGCCUUGUUCUGCCCCUGCAGCCUGAAGUGGUACAAUCCACUCACAGGUUUACCACUUCUGUGGAUUGUACCACUUCAGGCUGCAGGGGGGAAGGCUCACAUGCCUGAAUGUUUCUUUGCCUAGAAAACAAGAUGGCAGCGAGAGGUUUGAGCCUAGCCGUUUCCCUAGCAUUCCAACUUCCUAUGUGAAGUACAUCAAAAUAACGCAAAAAUGGGGGUGCGUUCCCUCACACGAGCCCUCUCCUGUGGUGUCAGUUGGUAAGGUCAAGGAAGUUAUUCGUUUUACCCCCAGUACAGUGGUACCUCCGGUUACGAACUUAAUUCGUUCCAGAGUUCCAUUCUUAACCUGAAACCGUUCUUAACCUGAAGUACCACUUUAGCUAAUGGGGUCUCCCGCUGCCGCUGCACCACCAGCACACGAUUUCUGUUCUCAUCCUGAGGUAAAGUUCUUAACCCGAGGUACUACUUCCAGGUUAGCGGAGUCUGUAACCCGAAGUGUUUGUAACCUGAGGUACCACUGUCCUCUUAGUAGCAGCUGAGUAUUUAACUAUUCCAGGCAUUUGUUUAAACCAGUGGGACUUGGCAUCUGUGAACCUGCUGUGUUCAUACAGUAUAUGAAAUAAAAUCAAACCAGGCAUUUUGGUCUCUGGGUAGUUUUAAUGUAACAUAAAUUUUUUUAAAGGAGAGGGAAUUUUACCAAGUCUUGGUAUAGCAGUAAUCCAAAUCACCAAGAUCAAAAAUCUUCCAGAACCUGGCAAUUGUAGCAAUCAAGACAGUUCUCUCCUGUUUUGAGAAUAAGGUCAGAGCCCACCGACUUGAAUGGUAAUAAAUGCAUCAGUUGCUUCCCAGCGGAUCAGAUGGGGGAAAUCUUAACCCUGAGUAACGUGUAAGUGAACUGCAUGACUUUCAUGCAGCUAGAUAACCUUAUAUGCUGUCUGCUUAUACAUCUGGCAGUUUGCGGGUAUUGUGUUUGGAUUGGUCUGAACAGUUUAUUGAGCAGGGGGAGCGGUUCCCAUUUUGUGGUGUUGGCUCUCCACCUGUCUUCGUUCAACACCUAUUAUCUUCUGUCACUACAGAGGCAAGAUGUGACGCAGGCCAGGAAGACGUUGGACCCUGAGGAACCUGGCGUCCCUGUUCCUCGCAGCACCUUUGCUUCCAACUCCAAACCCCAGAACGGGACGCUUCCUCCUUCUCCUCAUCCGAAGCUCAUCCCUGCUGUUGGGUUCUCCUCACCUAAGCUCCCUGCCAAGCUGUCUUUCCUAGACGACUUCAGCAAGAGGUCCAAGAAGCAGCCUCUCCUGCCACUCAAAACAUCUCAGGACUUCAGUGAGGUCACCAGUGUCAGGGUGGAGAUGGGCAAGCAGAGCUCCUGGGGGGACAAGGGCUUGGCAUUGUCUUCACAGCCGCCAGAGGCUCCCAGAGGAGACCCCGAGGCCAAAGUUCGUGAGGAAGGCCCAGAGGUGCCGAGCAAGGCCUCCUCGCCUUUGACUUCUUCCUCCUCAUCUUCUUCCUCCUCGUCCUCUUCAAGCAGCUCCUUUUCCUCCAGUCCAGCACAUCGCCCAGCCAAAGGACUCCCGCAGGCCACGAUGGGUGUCAACGGCUACUGCUCCUCUCAGGAAUCGGACUGUGCCUCUGGGAAACCUGUUUCCGAGGACUCCAAGUUUGCCAAGCUGAAGUCGCCUUUGCUGGCUAAUGUGACCAAUCUGGAGCUGGGAAAUACCAUGUCCCCCCCACCUGCAAAAAAACUGGCCCUCUCUGCCAGGAAGGUGCGUUUUAGGGGUACUUUACCUCACCUACCUCCAAAAUGGUGGCAAAAGGAGUGGUGAUUUGGGGGGUGGGGUGGGGUAGAUUCAGGCAGGGGGCAUUUCAGGCUGCAGACUCAAUCGCGUAUCAUGCAAUCGUAGAGUUGGAAGGGAUCAUCUAGUCCAGGGUUUCCCAAACAUGGGUCUCCAGCUGUUUCUGGACUACAACUUCCAUCAUCCCUAGCUAGCAGGACCAGUGGUCAGGGAUGAUGGGAACUGUAGUCCAGAAGCAGCUGGAAACCCAAGUUUGGGAAACUGAUCUAGUCCAACCCCCUGCAAGGCAGGAAUAUUUUGCCCAAAGUGGGGCUCGAACCCACAACCAUGAGAUUCAAGAGUCUCAUUCUUUACCAGCUGAGCUGUUUUGUAGGUAGGAGCCCAGGGAGAUUCAUCACCUGGCCAGCUUGUAAGCCCCAAGUACUUUCUGACUACCCUCCAUUGUUGCAUACUUGGGGGCAGUACUACGGCCCACACAUAAUGCUAAGUCAAAUCAUGGCUUAGUGUGAAAAAGCAAAUGUGCAGGUUCCCUGAUUCAAGGAUUGCAGCCACAGCACUCCUCUUGUGCUGCCCAGGGCAGAGCAGUGGCUUGGCCCAGGUUCAGAUGCCGUUCUAAGCCAAACCAUGGCUUGGUCCUGGGUAGCAUGGCAGCAAGCAGAACCCGGGGAGGAGCAAAGCGGCUGAGAUGUCCACUCCCGGAACCGGCGUGCGCCCUAUUCGUGCUCAGCCAUGGUUUGGCUUGAUUCUACCUGCGAACAAGCUCAGUAUUCUUUUAAGCAGGUGUCUUGCCUUGCGAAUGCAUUCUGUGCAGGGGGACCCUGUUUCCCCAGACUCUAGGGGAGAAACUUGUGUUCUGUAGAGCUGGUCUCCCCUCAUUCUUGCCCCUUCAAAUCCUCUUGCUUGGUGAGGCCCAUAUUAAAGGAGGCAUUUCGCUGCUCACAGGGCCAGAGCAGAGAGACCCUGGCUGGUUCUUUUCGUUCCUCUCUUUGGAAACAAGGAAGAUGGGAAGGUGCCUGUUGCCCAUUGUUUUAUUCUAACACUGUUCUGUCUUUAUACAUGUCCUUCCUUCUUUUCCCUUUGUUUCUAACAGCAAACACUUUUCUGAUUCUUUUUCCCUGUCCCACCCCCACCUGUUCUUUUGUUUUCCCCCUCCCCUCUCUUCUUGCUCUGCCCCCUGGGGUUACGGAAACCUCUUUUUAGACCACCAAGUUUUUAUUUAUGUCAAUAACUACAGGGCAGCAACACACUGCAGAAACUGAGCAGCAGUGAGCGCCUGGCGCCGCCCCACCCUCCACCAGCUGCUACAAAAACCACCCACCCCGUCUGUGCCGCUGCGCUCGACUAUCCCAGGUGAGCUCCCAGGGCCCUUGCGGGGGUGGGGGGCGGUCAUAACCCUGGCCUGGCUUUCUGAACCCUGUCCUUGCUAUGUGGCUCUUUGGCUUGUCAUAAUAAGUCACUGUAGCGUUUGGUACUUUUCUGAAGCAAAGCCUUUCUGGAUUUGAGGGUGUUGCUGCAAUUGCUAACAUGUGCCUUGAAGCCCACCUGUUACUGGGUGUUGUGUCUGGUUUGGGUGCUUUGGGCAAAUGGACAGGGAAUGAGAAACAUCACCCCGCUUGGACAUUAUGUGUGAGAGCAGCCUCUGUGUUUUUUUAAUUUGUGUUUUACACACACACACACACUGGUACCUCUGGUUGCGAACGGGAUCUGUUCCGGAGGCCCUUUUGUGACAUGAAAAGAGCGCAACCCGCAGUGGUGUGUCUGUGCGCACACGGGUUGUGAUUCCCCGCUUCUGUGCAUGCGCACGGCGUCAUUUGGCACGUCUGCGUAUGCGUGAGCCUGACAUGUGGUCAUACAGGCUGCUAUUGCUAUAAGGCGGACUGUCAUUUUGAGAUCUUCUUGGGGGUCCCACAAUUCCUUUAAAAUAGCCAGAUAAUACUACCGCUAAAACAGGUGCAUGCAGGGCUGCCUUCUAUUCUGGGCACCUUUCUGUGGCAAAAGUGGGGCGAGCUAGGAAUGUAAAUUUUGUCCUUGCACAGUAGGCAAGUUUCUAAAUACACUCAUGCACCCCUCUAGAAUCCUACAUCCAGGCAACCGGAGUUCGAUGGCACAUACCAACCAGAUAAAAACCCUUGAGAGGGUAUGAAGUAGGACUGGCAAGGGCUGUGGCUCGGGGAGAGGGAUCGUGGCCCACGGAUGCUCGUGAGGGCCAUAUCAAGGCCUAGAGUGGCCGCAUCUAGCCCCUGUGCCUGAGGUUCUGCAUCCAUCUAGUAAGGGCUUUCUUGGUAAUUCAUAAUCCAAUACUUUAUUUCUCUUAAUACAUGAUUCCAGGCCACCAUCUCUUGCCGUAUAACCUCGCAUCAGUGCAGUCUUCCUUCCCCACCCUUUUACUAGCGCUCAGUUGAGAGUCUUGUUGGCUCACGUUGUUCAUCUGAGUUCUCCAGGGACAACUGUACUUCUGGGUGCAAGUCUGCCAACCGUCCAGCCUCUGCAGAGGUGCACAACUGCAUUGCUCUGUACUGCAAGCUUUUUAUGCUACAGCGAGACACUCUGUUCUUUGAGACUAAACUCUUAAAAGCAAUACAAAUUAGCUUAUACUUAGGUAGCGAAGCAUCUGCAUGCUUUGAAUACAGAUGGAACUUAAGGGGUUGUUUAUCCUGCAAGAAGCAGUGCAGAACAGAGCAAUAGAAGGAGGUGAUCUCUAGGGAAAUGCCCAUGCAAGGCAGGGUGGGCAGGUUCUCACUGUUCCAGAAAACCCCAAGAAUUAUUGUGAACGGCCUUAAAAUAUUCAAAUAUAGCUCCACAAUCUGGUGAAUAUAAAAACUCAAGCACCAAAGUGCCUUGGCGGGAGAGCUUUGAAUUUGGCCCUGAAAUAACUCCUCAAUUAGGGCAUAGAAAUCAUCCAGCCCAGAAGAACUCCACGCCUGUGUUGUGGAAAUGUGCUAGCUGACUGUCCUAUGAAUAUCUUUAGGUGAAUAAAUCUCUAUAGAUUGAGCUAGAAGUGGCAUGGAGCUUAGGACCCUCGUACCUAUGGGACUGCCUCUCCUGGUAUGCCCCGCAGAGGACCUUAAGAUCCAUAAAUAGCAACACCCUAGAGGUCCCGGGCCCUAAGGAAGUCAGGUUAGCCUCAACCAGAGCCAGGGCCUUUUCAACACUGGCUCUGGCCUGGUGGAAUGCUCUGUCUCAUGAGACCAGGGCCCUGCAGGAUCUGAUUUCUUUCUGCAGGGCCUGUAAGACAGAGUUGUUCCACCUGGCCUUUGGCUUGGAAUCAACUUGAUCCCCUCCCCCUCUUUCCUUUUUCCUUUCUCCUUCUGUGAUGGAACUCCCAUUUGGGGACUUCCCUGGCUUUUUUCUGGACCAGUCUGGAUAGUUGGCCUUGGUGAAGAUUUGACGUUUUCAUCCCCCAAAAGUUUUUGAUUUGAGUUUCUACUGAAAUGAGGCUGCAUUUUAAUGUUGUAUUUUAAUCUUGUUUUUAAGUUGUAUUUUAAUCAAUUGUUUUUAUACCUGGUGUUAGCCGCCCUGAGCCCGGUCUUGGCUGGCUGGGGAGAGCAGAGUAUAAAUAAAUAAAUAAAUUAUUAUUAUUAUUAUUAUUAUUAUUAUUAUUAUUAUUAGUGAGGAAACAUUGCAGGGUCAGUGAAGUGGGGUUGGGCCUUUGGGAUAGGGGCAGAAACAGUUCCAAAGCCUGACGCCAUACCAGUCUUAAGCCUGGAAGGAGCUGAAUGUUUAUUAAUGCCUAGGGCAUGUGGGGUGGUCUGCCUCUGUAUCCCAGUUGCUGCAGAUCACAAGUAGGGAAAGGGCUGUUGUGCCCAAGUCCUGGGCACCUGGUUGACCACUCUGAGAACAGAAUGUAGAAUUAGAUGCAUGAAUCCAACAGGGCUUUCCUUUGCUUCGGUUGACAAUGCUUUGUCCUUCUGGGUGAUGUAAGGGACCAUUUAUGUUGUGAAAGAGGCCGGCACUGGCUCUCUUUUAGAACAGAAACGGGUGUGGUCUUCUGCAGAGACUUCUGCCGCUUUGGUGUCGGUUGGCUCUUAGCUUUGUCUGUGUGUGAUUCUCUAGGACGCCCUCAUCUGCUUCCAAAUCUUCAGCGCCUCCACCGCCGGCCAGCAGCGCCUUUGUCAAACCCUUGCCCAGCUUCAAAUCAUGCUGCCUCUCUGCCGCCCCUCUGCCGCCACCUGCGGUGCCCAAAGAGGCACUGAGCCACUCUUGCCCAGACCGGGACAAGAGGCCUUUCCUUGCCAGCUCCAAGAAGAGGAAAAGGAAGCGUAGCCUCUCGGAGGACGAACAAGGCACCCAUUGCAUCCCAAGCACACGAACCAUUGGUGCAGGGGGAACCUGCCUCUCCAACCCACCCAGGAAGAAGAGGCAACUCGAGGAAAACGGCAGGCCUGGAGACUCCUCUCCUGAACCGGAAUCUGACUUGGUGGCAGCCAGGAAGGGAGAGGAAGAGGGAAUAGCUGGAGGCUGCAAGGUAGCAGAUCCUAGUCUAGCUAAUUCCACCCAAAAGAGGAAAAAGAAGAAAAAGAAAAGGAAGCUGCAGCAAACAGAGGAAGACUGUAAGCCUUUGCUGUCCCCUGUGAACAGGUGAGUGUUUGCUUGGUUGUCUUUUCUAGGGGAAGGGCUUUGCUUGGAGAGAGAAACAUGAGCACUUGACAUCUCCACCAUCUGGAGGUGCAUGCCUGGGGAUCCUUGGAUCUUGACUGUUUUCACACACUAAUGCCUCAUCCUGUAGAAUUCUAUCGGUUAUAUUUUAUCUGUGCAAUCGGAAUGAAUUUCAGGAACCAACAUGUCUUUUCUGUGCAGCCAGAACAGGAGCAGUGAACAGCGUUAUAGGCUUGUCUUCACUUAACCCACCCCACUGCCUGCUCAGUUAUGAAGCAUAUUCUUAUGUUAUGAAUGGUCUGUUGUCACCAUUAGGGAAAAAGAGGUCAGAAAUAGGCCACUGUAUAUGUGGACUGUCCCUGGAUCAAGUAACUUUCCUUAAGUUCUCAAAACUCUUAACCUAGCUCAAGGUUGUCAUCUGAACUAGCCAGAUGUUUAACUGCGAAUCACUCAAGUCAAUCCAUCAUUUGAAAAAUAAGGCUUGCCAUCUUGCCCAAAAAUGGCAACUGGACAUUCCAUUUUGGCGACUUUAACCUUGGUCUGAGGAGCCAUUUGGCGCCUAGGCUUAUAUAUCUGGCUUUCUAACACUGUUGGGAUGGCAAGCCAUGAAGACUUAGACUAAGCUCUCAGACCCCUCUGUGAAUUGCUAGGUUGCUUACAUUGCUAGGUAGGAGUGUGUUUCCUUGUUACCUGUGUCUCAAGGGUCUUUGGGCCUCUCCCCUGCCCCCCCAUCACCUUCAAUAAUAAUAAUAAUAAAAAUAAAUAAUAAAACAAGUGGAGCCUUUGAGCCUAGUGGAACCAAGCGUUGCCCUGUGUUUACACAAGUCCUUCCUGCUGCCUUUUGGACCAAUGUUUUGCAUAAUCCUGGCCCUUCCUGUCUGGUUGACCAUCUUCUUUCCUCCCCUUUAAAGGACUGUGCCUACAAACCUGAGGCACUUAUUUUUGAGGCUUCAAUCCUGUGCAAGCUCAAUUGGGAGUAAACUCUGCUAAGCAGAGUGGGCGGUCUCCUGAGUAGAGAUGUAGAUGUAUUAAACAGGCCAAAAGGUACAGCUCAAUAAUUUUGAUAAGAAGAAAGCAAGCACAGCAUAUAGUUCAGUUCCCCCAAAAGUUCCUCUUCCUUGCCCCUCUAAAAUGAAAACUCUGAGGAAGGGGGAAGUUUGCCUCCCAGAUUUCCAGAAGCCUGGUGCUUCUUAUCUGUGUAUAACUAAAAAUAGGUUUUGGGAUUCUGCCGCUGCUACUGGUACAGACUGCGGGGCGUUUUGCUCAAAUGCAUUUUGCAGAAUAUACAUCUGCCUAGAGAUGAAACUGACGCUUUCUGACUGGCAUCUCUCUGUACGCCUGAUCCUUUUAAGCAAGAUCAUGUAGCUGAAGGCUAGGCUUGCCAUACAGCAGGAAAAUUCCUGAUAUGUCCUCGCUUUCAGGUGUAAAAAUGGUGUCAGGGGAAUUUUGCCGAAUUGCCAAAAUGUCUGGGAAAACCCGGGUGUCAGGCAACACGAUGGAAAAAGCAGCAGAAACAGCUCCAAAAGCUGAGAAUCACUAUUUUGGGGGGCAGUUUCCCCCCAAAAGCUCAACUUUUUGAAAUAAUGCAACCCUACUGAAGGCUAAAUCUGGACCCUCUCAGAAACAUGGGCUGCUGGUUGCUGGAUAAGACAUGGAAAAUUGGAAAGGAAAGGAAAUCAUAUAAAUAUGCUUAAUUUUUCUGAGUGCUAGUCCUUAUGUGGCCCCAAACAGCACCAUAUUGGCACAGAUAUAUUAGGCGUGGGGUGACCUCAAGGUUUACAGAAGGAAAAACAGUAGGGGGGAGAGCCCCGGAAUAGCCCAGUAAGGACUGAGCAUGCUCAGUACCAAAUAAUGCUGACUGGUUCUUUGCGGGGAGGGGGAUGGACUAAAUAUCUGGGAAGAGGGGCAUGUUUAGCUGGCUGGAAUCCUGAACUGGAACACCCACCCACCCCAGUUCAGCAUUUUGUUGUGAGACUUCGCUCGCAUGUAUAGCAGUCUUCAUCUUUAGAACCUGCAUAUAAAUACAUGAUGAGCCCUUUUGUGCCCUAUUUCAUUCUUUUAUGCAGAAAGUUCAGUUUUGAUGGAGGCCGUUUUAAGAGACUGGUUUUUAUUUUUACCUAUUUAUUAGAUUCAUAUACCGCCCUUCAUCAUAAGAUCUCCGGGUGACUCACAGAAUAAAAAACAGGAUAAAAACAAGUAAAUAAGUAAAACGAAACAUCAAAACAAUACCCCACCCUUUCCCACAGACACAUUUAAAAGGCGGUAGAGUAUUAAUCAGCCAAAGGCCUGGUUGAAGAGGAAUGUUUUCACCAGGUGCCUAAAUAUAUAUAUAUUGAAGGCACCAGGCGAACCUCCCUAGGGUGACUAUUCAACAAACAGGGAGCCACCACAGAGAUAUUGCCACCCUCUGUACCCCAAAUGGAGGGGGCACACAAAGAAGGGCCUCAGAUGAUGAUCUCAGAGUCCAUUUGGGUUCAUAUGGGGAAAGGGUCCUUGGGGUGGUAUUCUUUGUACUUUCUCAUUGCAUUCAGAUACAGUUUUAAAGCAGGUUAUUUUAAAGCAAUGGCUGCUGAUUGUACUUUUUUCUGGGUGGGUGGGAGGAACAGUUCUAACUUUAAAAAAAUAAAUGAAUAAAACCAAAGGGGUUGGCUGAUGUUUUUUAAUCCAUUUUGCAGCUGCCCUCCACAGCGCGAGGCAGAAGCCUGCCUAAUAGCCCAUGAGCCGGUGGAGGAGUCCUGUAGCCUGAAGAAGAAGAAAAAAAAGCAGCAGCAGCAGCAGCUUCCUUGCCCAGCUUCGGACAGCGGCAGCCCUGCUGGAGAGAGCGAGCACCGAAAGCACAAGAGGAGGGAGAAGCAGGGGGGCUCUGUGCCAGAGGCCAGCAGCCCCCAAGAAGAACAGAGAGAAAAUGGUCUUUCCUCUGCUAGAAUCAGCCCCCCAGGUUUGAGACAUAUCUAUAUCUUAGCUGGGUGUGUGUGCGGAGAAAGGAGAUUUAGAGUGGGGGACGAUGUACCCCCCAGUUCAGAUCAGCUCCUAGAAUGGGCAUAGGGGAGCUUGGACUUGCUGCAGUUCUAAACUAGGCUGAGCUGCCAUCAGCUCCACUGUAUCUGUGAAGAGCAGUAGUGACACUUGCUCCGAACCCAGAGCUCUUUUUGGGACGCGGAAGAACUGUUACCUAUUUAUAUAUUUAUAUUUACACACACACACACACACACGGUUUCCUUAUGUCCAAACAAAAGCAAUAUAGGUGCCUAACUGUCAGGACUGGUCAUUGUCCUCUUCAGAUCACCACACAAACACUUCUUGUUCUUUUAUAACCUUUUAUUGUGUAUUAACAAACAAUCUUAUAAACUGUUCUUAUCUUUAGCUAUUAUUCCUCAGAGUCACUUAUUUCAGAUACCUUCUGAGCUCUGCUUCUCCAUGACCAGCAACUCUCAAAAUGGCGAACGCGUCGUUCCUUUCGCUUUCCCGCUCUUUUUUCUAACCUCCUCGCUAUAGCUGGCUUGUAUCUCCUCUCCUCCAAAUCUGAGCUAUAUUAGAUUCACUGCUCUCCUCCCUCCCUCAGGGAAAACUUUCUCCCUCUGGGAAACUGGAAACUUCUAACUCUUAACUCUUCCCUGACACUAACUACCCAGCAACUAUGUAGAAUGUGGUUGUGGGUUUUCUCCCAAGGUUCCCUCUGCUUUUGUCCCAAGGCUUCAUAGCCUCUGCCUGUUUAGUUUGUGCACACCGGGCGUCUCUUCCUAGGCAUGCAGAUGAGCUCAGAUGUAACCCCCACAGCUCUGACAUGUUGGCGCCUAACAGCCUAAGCUCAGUUAAACAAGCCAUUGUGAUUAAUUCUGGGUGCAAACCCUAGGAACUUGUGCAGUAUUGUGGUUGGUGGGAAUGUUCCAAUAGUCUGUUGGUGUCUUGCAGGUGUUUUCCCCCUGCAGGUGUAAGUGAGCAUUUUUACCUUGGCCUGUGGACCACUGGGAAUGCAAAUCAUACACCUGUUCCUGGGGUUGUGUUUCUUUUCAGUUCUGUUCCCUUGGUUUCCCUGGCACUGCUGCAGAGUGGCAGGUCAGAUUUGCUGCACGACAUGAUUGUGCCAAUACUUCUUACCACGCACCCUUCCUUCUUUCCACAGUGGCCUUGACCUGGACUGGCAGCCAGCUUAGACAUGGGGACAAGUGCUCCUGGAACAUCCCAAGUCCAAAGAAGGAAGUGAUACAUCAGAAGCAUGAACAGUUUGAUGUGGUCCAGGAGCUGCUGAAGGAUUCUUCAGAUAAAGCUUAUGGAAAGCAAGGUAUAGUACUGCUUUAAGGAAAGGGGUCUUCCCGUAAACAGAUGAGGCCCUCCUGCUCCUGUGUUUUGGAAGGGGUUUUCUCCUCUUAAGCCACAGUAGGAAAACAAAUAAUGGAGAUCUUUGGCAUUCUCAAAAGGCACCCCGUGUUUUAUGAUAGAAGUGCAUGUAGAUAAGACAGUGUCCCUGUUUCUCUAUACGCUUCUGGUGAUAGCACCUUGCUGGCUUCUUCAAUGGAGAAAUGAGGAAAGGGCAGAGGGCUGGGAUAGUGAGGAAGGAUUGCCACCAGGGCCGGCCCACCUGUGAGGCAAGCUGAGGCAACUGCCUUGGACGGCAGGACCCACAGAGGCAGCAGAUAAAUGUGUUUUUGGUAUUUGGAUUGUUCUUACUAUAAAAUGAAAAUGAAAAACCACAGGGGCAGCAGAUCCUGAUGUAGAUUUUUAUUCCCCUCCCUGUUCCUGAUGUAGAUCUUCACUCAUCCAUUCUUCCCUGGUGGGGAGGGCGGCACCAUUUUGUGGUUUGCCUCAGGUGCUGAAAUGUCUUGGGCCGACCAUGUGUGCCACGACCCCCAGCUCUUCUUUGACAAUGUGUUUCCUCCACAGUGUUGACAUGGGAUGGCGAGGUGUCGGCCGUCAGCCAAGCUGCCAUGCAGGAUGCUGUAUGGUCUCAGAGCCAGACAGUCAUUGACGAUUGGGAUGAAGAGUUUGACAGUGGAAAGGUAAGAAGCCUAGCCUGUUGCAAGCCUAGCCUAGUGUGUUCAGUUGCUAGUUUGGAUUGCUUUUAAAACAGGCUUCCCAUCUUGAAAAGCAUAUAUUUCUUCAGCAUGCCUGCCCACUCACUUGUUGCUAGAUCAAAAUAUAUCUGCUUGCAUUUAUAAUAGAGCUGUUAUAUGACCUAUGAGCAUGAGCCAAAUUUUAGGCUGAGUGGGUGAUCCUAGUGAUAGUCAGGAAGACAUCUUUUGGAUCUCAGUCCCAUUGAUCACUUUCUGAUUGCCUCUGGGUUGUUAUUAUUUAAUUAGCUUUUGUCCAUCCCAGCAGCUGCUUUCUGGUGAGUAGAGUAGGGAGGGAAUGUCCUUUCUACGCUUCACUUGAUGUGGAUGGCAGCUUGGAUGCUAGAAGCUGGAACAACCACGCGUUCUUUCUUCUUGCCGUAGGUGAAGAAAAUCAAGAAACUCAAGCGUGAGCGGAGAAGAAAUGGCAACGCGUUCCAGAAACUGCAAAGCCGACGUAAUUUCUGGGCCGUGACACAUCCCGCUAAAGUUGCUAGCCUGAGCUAUUGGCUUUGA
Podarcis lilfordi (Lilford's wall lizard) is the source of this 24124-nucleotide messenger RNA. NCBI's taxonomy places the organism in Eukaryota, Metazoa, Chordata, Lepidosauria, Squamata, Lacertidae. The record is from the annotation of a GenBank genome assembly.